Phalaenopsis equestris is the source of this 720-nucleotide messenger RNA. RefSeq lists its product as uncharacterized. The transcript is spliced from 4 exons. The record is from RefSeq and is a predicted model, not a curated record. The coding region runs from base 1 to 720 and encodes 239 amino acids. Gene Ontology annotation, molecular function: zinc ion binding. NCBI's taxonomy places the organism in Eukaryota, Viridiplantae, Streptophyta, Magnoliopsida, Asparagales, Orchidaceae.
AUGGCCCUAAAUCUCACGAACGACUACUCGCCUACCAUAACCCUCUCGCUUCGCUCUUGCCGACGCUCUCACCUGUUGUCGAUCGACGCUUCUCUGUUGUUCGCUCGCGCCAGCAGAUCAGAUCGAAGCUCUUCUGCAGAUCAGAUCGACGCUCCUCUCUAUGUUCCUCUGCAGAUCGGAUCGACCCUCGCUCGCGUACCUAGAUCUCCGAUCGAGUUCAUUACCCGCGCUGCAGAACCUUCAAGAUCUCUAGCUAAUAAUGAGAUGAAGUUUACUGAAUAUGAAACUCAGGACGGUGAGGGUGCAGUCGAGAUGACUGCUCUGAGGGAGUCUAUAACAGAUGUUAUAUAUGGCAACAAGUCCAACGAGUCUUUUUUCUGUUUUUAUAGAAACAUGACUUCUAGGAUAUCAAUUACAGACAUAUAUAUUUUAUGUUAUUGUGGUCUACCGGCUCAGUUGCUUACGUCGCGUCAGUCUCAUAGCUUUGGGAGGCGGUUCUACAGUUGUGCCAAGGGUGUUUCUGCUCGUUGCGACUUCUUUCAGUGGGCUGACAAUCCCUCAUAUUACAUUGCCAGCAAUCAUAAGAAUCCAAUAUUUUCUCAGGUUGUGCGGUUCGGCGAGACGGAGGAGGAACUGUCCGCGAAGGAGCAGAGGAAGGCGGGUAGUUCGCUCAGCGAAGGGGCAGAUCUCGCGAAGGAGGAGGAUUACCGCGAUAGCUAG